AUGGAAGUGGAGGCGUUUAUAUGGGUUAUGCAGUGCAUGAUCCAACAUAACAAGCAAGAGGUGGUUUUCGAGACAGACUGCUCGAACGUUGUAAAAAUGGUGUCUAAUCCAAAUGAGUGGCCAGCAUUCUCGAUUCUUCUUGAAGAAGUAGACAGAUGCAAGAGGAGGUUUACCACUUUUUCUGUUCAUCAUAUAUCAAUAACGAAUAACACGAAGGCAGACAAGCUAGCUCGGAGUGCACGAGAUCUCCUUCACGAUAUGUAUUAUGUAAACUCUAUUCCACCGAUCUGGAUUUCUAGAACGGUUUAG
Messenger RNA from Microthlaspi erraticum, 309 nucleotides. The record is from the annotation of a GenBank genome assembly. Lineage: Eukaryota; Viridiplantae; Streptophyta; Magnoliopsida; Brassicales; Brassicaceae.